Molecule: messenger RNA, 459 nt
Organism: Rotaria sp. Silwood1
Lineage: Eukaryota; Metazoa; Rotifera; Eurotatoria; Philodinida; Philodinidae
Source: the annotation of a GenBank genome assembly
AUGGCUAUUGUUGAAUUUUAUAAUAAUGAGAACGAAAAUGAUGUUGAAUCGACAUCGUUAUAUUUAUCACAAAUAGGUUAUCGAGUGGGUUAUUCACUUAGUGAAAGAUUAUCAAAAGAAAAUCCACGUUAUCGUGAUGAAUUAGAUACAGUAAAAUAUCUUUGUAAAGAACUUUGGAUUUGUUUAUUUAAAAAACAAGUUGAUAAUCUACGUACAAAUCAUCAAGGUGUUUAUGUAAUACAUGAUGGACGUUUUCGUUUAUUACAGCAAACACUAUUAACAAUGAACAAACCUAUUGAUAAUAUCAAUCAAUUACAUGCAUUGUAUAUAGCAUAUUCUACGGGUUUGAUAAGAGGAAUUUUAACAAAUAUGGGUUAUCCAUGUCGUGUAACAGCUGAAAUUGUGGAUUUUGGUGUAAAAUUUCAAAUUGAAAUAAAUUCAACAGUUGGACAAAAAUAA